This is a messenger RNA of Peniophora sp. CBMAI 1063, 4026 nucleotides long. NCBI's taxonomy places the organism in Eukaryota, Fungi, Basidiomycota, Agaricomycetes, Russulales, Peniophoraceae. The record is from the annotation of a GenBank genome assembly.
AUGGACGUUGUUAUCCCGACUUCGGCCAACUCUCGUCACGACUCAGGCCCCGAUGAGAUGCCUGGCUCUUUUGUCAGCCUUCAUGGACUAGCAGACGCUCUGUGGGCACGCUACGAAGGCUAUGAAGAUUCAACCGCCUUGGACAACUGCAUCGUGGUCACACAGCUCGCUGUCGACCAUGAGAACGACGCCAGCACGCAGGCUCAAUUACUCUACGAUCUAGGUCGCCGAUUCGCUGCCCGUUUCGAGUUGCAGGGACUCCGAAUCCGGGGAGCGCCCGAAGACCUCGACCGCGCCAUCGCAUCGUUCCAGAAUGCUGUCGGACUCACUCCUGAUGACGACCCGCGGCAGAGAAUGCGGCAUAUCCAGUUAGCUACGUACUCGUGCGCGCGAUUCGAACGUACUGGGGAUAUUGACGAUCUUGAUCGCGUUGUCACAGCCUAUCGCUGUGCUGUAGAGCUGACCUCAGAUACCGAUCCCUUGAAACCACUGAUCCUCAACAAUUAUGGCAGCUCUCUGGUAAUGCGCUUCAAACGACUGGGCGUUCUCGAGGACAUCGAGUGCUCUAUCUCCGCUUUUCGCAGCGCCGUCGCGUUGAUACCGGAGGAUAGCCCUCUUCUGCCAGCAUGUCUAAGCAACACCGGUUGCUCCUUGCACUCGCGUUUCAAACUUACUGGACAACACGAUGAUCUAGAGCAGGCUGCUGCGUUACAUCUUCGGGUGGUCGAAAGUACGGCGGACACCGAUCCUGACAAGCCACCGUGGCUUGGCAAUCUGGGUACCACUCUUAUGACGCGCUAUGGCGAGACCGGCCAGUCAGAGGACCUCGAGACAGCUGUAUCUAUAUUCGAGCAUGCGCUGUAUCUCACGCCUGAUGGUCACUCCGACAAGCCAAAGCGUUACACCGAUCUCGGCGAUGCACUCUACGCACGCUUUGAAAGGACUGGUAACCUUCCGGAUAUAGAUCAGUCCAUCUCCCUGCAUAGCCGCGCAGUGGCCCUCACACCGGAUGGCCAUCCCGACAAGCCAAGACGAGCCUGUAGCCUUGGUAACAGCUUCUUCAAACGGUUCAUGCGUAGCGCGAGGCUUGAGGACGUUGUAAACGCCAUCUCUGUGCAGCGCCACGUGGUUGAGCUCACUCCUGAUGACCAUCCCCUCAAGCCCACUUAUCUCAAUAACUUGGGGACCGCUCUCAUUGCGAGCUUCGAAAGUGCCGGAGAGUCCGACGACAUCGCGCAAGCGAUUUCUGUGUGUCGCCGUGCUAUAGAUCUUACACCGGACGGGCAGCCUGACAAGCCGAAGUGGUUCACCAACUUUGGGGUCUCGCUUCGGCAACGUUUCGAGGACACUGGGGAGCUGUCUGAUCUGAUGGCCGCCGUCUCUGCACAUCAUCGUGCCGUCAAUCUCACUGAGGACCAUCAUCCUACCAAACCAGGUUGCCUCAGUAACCUCGGGGCUUCCCUUCUCGUGCUUUUCAUGCACACCGGAGGGCGCGAGCACAUCGACGAUGCCAUCGCAGCUCUUCGCCGAGCGGUCGAUCUAUCCGGCCCGGACGGGUGUCAUGAUGCGCCGACAUGGCUCUGCAACCUCGGCAGCUCCCUCGAAACGCGAUUUGCGGCGUACGGCGAGCUCGAGGACCUGGAAGAAGCGAUGUCGGUGCAUCGUCGCGCAGUCAGCCUUACGCCCGAGGGCCACGCCGACCUCCCGCAGCGGUUGAGUAAUCUCAGCGCUUCGCUUGUCGCGCGCUUCUACCGCUCGAACGACCUUGAGUACACUGUAGGAGCCAUCACUGCAGCACGUCGCGCAAUAGAGCUGACGCCUCACGGCCAUCCUAAGAAGGGCGUAUACUGUGAUGGUCUUGGCAAUGCUUUGGCUGCACGUUUUACGCAUACCAAGGAUGUAGAGGACCUCACGGACGCCGUUACGGCUUAUGAACAAGCUGUGGAAAUGAUACCUGAACAUAGCCCUGACAAGGCUGCGCUAUUGAGCCAUCUGUGUCAGGCACUAGGGGCCCGUUUCAAGCGUACUCACGAUCAGCGCGAUCUGUCAAGUGCGAUUGAAGCGGGGCAGCGUGCCAUAGAGCUCGCUCAAGAUGGCCAUCCUGACCUGUUUCUGCGUUAUAAUAGCAUGGCCAUCUGCUUGCGUUCGAGCUUCAUCCUGAAUGGAGAAGCCAGUACCUUGAAAUCCGCCAUCGAUCUCUGGCAAAAGGCGGCCGACACCUCUCCAGAAGGACAUCCAUUCCUCACUGCAAUACUAUUCAAUCUAGGAGAUGCCCAAUUGCAACUCUUCGAACUCACACAGACCUUAGACGACUUCACAGCUUUGAUUGAUUCUUUCGAAAGAUCAACAACGCAUACUUCUGGGUCACCUUCUCUCCGCUUUCAAUCUGCGAGACGUUGUGCUCUCAUACUCAGCUCAUAUCCUGCAUUCAGCUCUCCAGAACGGGUCCUUGCGGCCUACUCGAGACUUUUCGCCAUACUUCCCGAGGUCGUCUGGCUUGGAUAUUCCAUUGAAAGACGCUAUCAAGAAUCUUCAGAGCUUGGAGAGCUCGUGGCUGCUGGCGUAGCUGCGGCGAUUGCCUUUGGGGCAACUCCUCUGGCGGUGGAGUGGCUCGAGGCAGGCAGAGCGCUCAUCUGGUCGCAGAUCUUGUCGCUUCGCACCCCUGUCAACGAGCUAGAAGACGCCCAUCCCAAGCUUGCACGCUCUCUCCGCGACCUCCAGCAACGGCUUCAAUCAUCCGUGCAUGCCUCUUUCGCUCCCGAAUUUGAUACUCUUGGGAGCGUAGUUGGGAUCUCGCUGAAGUCUGCAGAGGAUCGUCAUCGAGCUCUCGCUAUUGAAUAUGACAAGAUCUUGAAGGACAUACGUAAAUGUCCCGGCUUUGAGUACUUCCUCCUUCCGAGAAGAACUGAUAGCCUCGUCUCCUCACUAAAGACGCUCAGCGGGCCCGUCGUCUUCAUCAACGUACAUUCGAGCCGUUGCGAUGCCAUCAUAGCGCUGCCAGAUGGUGUACUUUCCGUAGUACCACUCCCUAAUCUCUCGUUAGAGCGGGCAGAGAGACUUCGCCGCCUUUGGACUGGCUAUGUCAUGAAUGGCAGAGCUCGCGAGCGGGGUACACAAUUGGGUGGCCCACGAGGUAGGCUGCAGCUUUACCUGAAGCAUAUCUGGACAUGGAUCGUACACCCCAUCCUCAAUGUACUGGACCUCGCCGUAUUGGUUCGCAACGGCCGCCUGCCCCAUGUCACUUGGUGCCCCACUGGUCCAAUCAUGCAACUGCCUUUACAUGCUGCUGGGGUAUACGAUGAGCAGUACGGCCCACGCGCGCACGACUUCGUUGUCUCCUCUUAUAUCACCUCAUUUUCAGCGCUGGAACGAAGCCGUCACAGAACCGAUGCUUCGAACGCUAUGCCACAUGAGACGCUUAUCGUGACCCAACCUUCGACCCCAAAUCAAGCGCCUCUGCCUGGCACUACUCAUGAGGGUCGUCGCCUGAAUGGUGUUCUCAGCGAGUCCAACGUAGGAACACGUUGGAUCGACGACAAGGCCGCGACCGUACCCGAAGUCCGCGCCGUGAUGAAGGAAUAUCCUUGGGUGCAUCUUGCAUGCCAUGGCUCGCAAGACGUCCAAGAUGCGACGCAAAGCGCAUUCCACCUAUUCGAUGGUCCCCUUACGCUCUCAGAUCUUAUGGGAACUAUAGCCGAUGACGUAGAGCUCGCGUUCCUAUCGGCAUGCCAAACUGCCGUAGGCGACGAAAAGACUCCAGAGGAGUCCGCCCAUCUCGCAGCAGGCAUGCUCGCGGUCGGCUUCAAGGGCGUCAUCGCCACCAUGUGGUCGAUACAGGACGCCGACGCGCCUAUCAUCGUAGAGGCGUACUACAGGGAGUUGUUGAACCUGAGAAGCGAGGGACAGCUCGGGAAGGGAGAGACGGGCGCGGCUUAUGCGCUGCACGAGGCGACGAGGGUUUUGCGGGAGAAAGUGGGUGAGGACAAGUUCAUGCGAUGGGUUCCUUUCGUACACUUCGGCGCAUGA